UAUUUACAUUAACAGUCCGCCUUUUUUAAUGCAUGGCAUUCCAUAGGCGAUGGCUUUUACGGCCAAACAGCAGAAUAGGGCUGGGCUAUUAAUCGAGUUUCAAUUUCAAUUAUAAUUUUAGCUUCCCACAUUCAGGAAAAUAAGAUAAUCUACAUUUAACAAUGACUGUGCUGCAAUGUUGCACUGAUGAUCAUAGGUGUCAUAUGGACAUCAUUACUACCAGAAAAACAUAGUGUGUUUAUUUAUAUUUCUUUAUUAUUAUGUAUUACUGACUGCUUGUUUAUUAAAGUUUUCAGAGUGUUAAAGUGUUAAGAGUUUGAUCAAUGCAUGUGAUGCAGAUGUUGUGAAAUCAGUGAGUGAUCAUGUUUAAUAAUCGUGAUCUCAAUGUCCAUCAAAAUAGUCGUGAUAUGGAUUUUUGCCAUAAUUGAGCAGCCCUACAGCAGACUAGUCACGUGAUGAAAGCUGGCCUCUUUUUUCUGUUUUUGAGAUUUAAGAAGCAUGUGCUUUUAUUUAAAAUCAAUAUACAAGCAUUAGAAGGAUGUCUCUCUGACUGUGUCAAUCCUGCCCCUCAGUGUGUGUGUGUGUGUGUGUGUGUGUGUGUGUGUGUGUGUAUAUGUGUAUAUGUGUAUAUAUGUGUGUGUGUGUGUGUGUGUGUGUGUGUGUGUGUGUGUGUGUGUCCCCAAAGGCUGAGCUGAGAGGAAACAAAAUUUGAGCAAAAUAGUUGAAGGAAAGAGGAAGAAUUGCAUUGCACAGAGAGGGCUCACUGUCAUUAUGGGCUGCUUCAGAAAACACCGGAAAACACCGGUGGCAGCAACAUGACGCCUGCACAUUUGGGUCAACAUGGCGAGUCCAAGGACCAGACGAGUUCUAAAGGAAGUGAGAACCCAAGAGGAGAACAAUCUAUGUUUUGAGUGUGGAGCUUUUAAUCCCCAAUGGGUCAGUGUCACCUAUGGGAUCUGGAUUUGUCUGGAGUGCUCUGGCAAGCACAGGGGCCUGGGAGUCCAUCUCAGUUUUGUGCGCUCGGUCUCCAUGGACAAGUGGAAAGAUAUAGAGCUUGAGAAGAUGAAAGCGGGAGGAAAUGGAAAAUUCCGACAGUUUCUUGAACUCCAAGAUGAUUACGAUCCCAGCUUGAACCUACAGGAUAAAUACAACGGCAAAGCGGCUGCUCUCUUCAGAGACCAGGUGGCAACUUUAGCAGAGGGUAAGGAGUGGUCCAUUGAAACAUCCCCUGCCAGAAACUGGACGUCUCCUCAACCUAAGACCAGCCUUUCAUCCUCUCACCGCUCUGGAGGACCCGGACAAAACUCAGCAAAAUCCGGAGACAAAGCUUUCGAAGACUGGCUGAGUGAUGAUGUUAACUCCUAUCAGAGUGGAGGGGGGUACAGUGGGAAUCAAGAGAAUCGGUAUGUUGGAUUUGGCAACACAGUGACUCCAGAGAAGAAAGAAGAUGACUUUGUGAACAAUGCCAUGUCUUCAAUUUAUUCAGGUUGGAGCAGUUUUACUGUUGGCGCUAGCAAGUUUGCUUCUAUUGCAAAAGAUAAUACAAGUAAACUGGCUAACCAAGCAACCUUAAAGUUAAGGGGCUAUAAAGCACCCCCAGAACCGGCCACAGAGUUAGGACAGACAUUAAAUGAGAAUGUUAUCAAACCCACUCAAGAAAAGGUGAAAGAUGGCAAAUUGCUAGAUGAAAUGGCCAUCAGCAUGUCUGGGCUGGCAAACAAGGUUCAGGGAGCUGGAGCAAAAUUGACAAAUCUCUUCUCUGGAAAAGCGGAAGAUGGAUCUGCUGGAGAUAGCUAUCAGAACAUGGAUGCUUCUGAGGGAUAUCAGGGCAGUUCUAGCCAGCCUGUUGCAAAGGACUUCUGGGAAACCUUUGGCAGCAACACCUCCUUAAAGGCAAAGAAAUCACCCAGCAGUGACAGCUGGACCAUCGCAGAUAACUCUGCAAAGAAGAGUUCUGACAGUUGGGACAAUUGGGGCUCUGAAGCAGCGUCCAACAACAAAAACAGCACGGGGGAGAGCUGGGAGGCCUGGGACAACAACUGGGAUAACGCAGAUGCUAAGACGAAGAAAAGUCCCACAAAACCUGCAGAGGAAACCUGGGAUAAUGCAGACUGGUAGUGACCUCACAAACCAUACAUCUCCUCACCUGUUUCCCGCUCUGGCAUUUCCCCUCCACCUCUCUCUCUCUCUCGCUCUCUUCAUCUCACUGGCACUUUCAGUGCUGCAUCAGUUUGUCUCCAUCCAAAAUAUAUUUAUAAAAAAAGAAAGAAAAAAACUAAGGAAUCCCAGGCAAAGGUAGAGCUAAUUAUAAAAUGAAUACUCUUAAAAUGUCCAACAUGGCAUCUAUUUUAUUGUAAGUAACCCUCUUCACAAAGAAUCAUGAUAAAUCUGAGUAGAUCAGGUCAUUAAGUAGUACUUCCUUGUCACCAUAAAUAUACUACUCAUGUUGGAGAACAAGCCUGUGUUCAUCUUGUAUCAUGGGUUCAAUGACACUGGUUUUAAAUUCCCAUCAUAAUAUGAUGCAUGUAAGAAAAAAGAGGACAUUGUAAAUAUAAACCCUUGUAGAUACAUUGUGAUUGACUGAAUACUAACAUUAUCUUCUGGGUUCAAUUAAAUCAGUGGACCCUUUGGCUACCUUCAAUUACAAUAUGUUUGGAAACACAAUUAAAUAAAUAACCUAUAGUUCAACUUUGCUAUUUUCAUUUUUGGAAUACAAAUGUGCAAGUCAAGGAGUUUUAAAGGAGUUGAUGAUAAAUCUUAGAAGUUACAGAGAAUUUAUUUUCCAAAUUUAACACAACCCCCCUCCCCCCUAGUCUAUUAUGCACAUGCUGACUUCAAAGUUUAACUCGAAAUGGAUGCGUUUAGGUAAAAUCAAGAAGCUGCUGAAACCAAUUUUGAUUGGUCUAAACAAUAUUAUAGUUUCCAUUCCCAUCAUUCCAUUUUCACCAUUUAUGAAAAGGCAGUGAACACCGGACUAACACCCUCAUUCACACUACAAAAGCUAAAAGGUACAGGCAUUCUUUUAAGGAGAUCUUAGAAAUCAUGUUUUUUCUGUUAUGCAACUCCUUAGAAACUUCUAGCCAUUCAUGACAUUGGUUGUUUUUACUUCAUGGCUGAAUAUAAACUAAAGUUAUCUUAAUUAGCUGUGUAAAUGGAAAAUGAUCGAGCUAUAUGUCCCAGACUUUGAACAGUUCCCACGCAUUCAAUUCAAAUAAGUCAGUGUCAGGAUACCGGCCAAGUUUGUUAUUGAUUGACUGGGGGAUAGGAGGGGAUUCUUUUUUAACACAUGUUUUUCGAUCAUUAUUUCCAUGACCCUUUAAAGCUGGGUGAUUAUACAUGAAUUGAAACAUGGUGCAGGUAAACUGUCAAAUUCGAGUUCACACGGUCACGAUCAUUUAUGCUUUCAAACAAGCUCACAUUGGUCCAUACAUUUUGACAAACCUGCAUCCUCUCAUUGUGACAGUAAACAGUUAGCACUGGGUCAUUAUGAAAGACACAUCAGCAAUUGAUUCCUCCAUAGUUUUAUAAUUGUAUUUUCAUGAUGGAGCAUUUGAAAUAUUUUCAUGAAUUCUUUGUUAUUGCACCUUUGUCAUCGCAUAUUGUGAGGCGUUGGUGUCACACAUCUUCACACUCAUAUGAGCAUCUUUGUAGUGAAGAAUAUAUGAGGUUCAUAAUAUGCUGGACACUUCAAUGGUCAGUGCUGUCAAACACUUUUUCAAUUAAUCUGAUCUACCUAGUGCAUCCCCCAGUCUCAUGAAACAGCAGCUGGACUAUUAAACAUGAAAUCACUGUUGAUGUUAAGGACUGGGACAAUGUUGCAGCAGCAACUUUCCCUUUGUGGCCUUUAUUUCUGUGUAACAUGAGGUGUUUUGACUUUAUCAUUUUUUAUUAAUCCCCCAUUAGAGGAAAUGAACGUGUUACAACAGCUCAAAAAAGACAGCAACAAUAUUUAUGAUAAUGAUAAAAACAAACAACCACCAGAAGUCUUUCUAACAAUUCAAACCCCUUCAACUUAAACUAAACACACUUGAACCAAUUCCAACUCCAGACAUAGGUUUAUAUUAGUGUACAUUUGUUUAGCUACAGACUAAUAUCAAACACAUACAACGGGUAGCGGUGCAACGGAUCACAGAUCAUUUUUUGGAUUAUCAAGAAGAUAUUUUUAAUAUCACUUUUCUACUUCUCACUAAAACACGACUGUAACUGUGCAUUUUAAGGCAAAAUGAAUCCAACUUUUUUGUGUUGAAAUUCACCACAACAAUAUUUAAGAGGACACAGGACUGUCUUCACAUUUGUAUAACGGAUCUACAUGCACUACAUAAAGCUUUCUUUUCACUGUGACUCUGCACAGGGAGUAAUAGGCAGUUCAAUUAUUUGCAUUACAUGCAUUCAGAACAGAUCACAUAUCAACUGGGAUCCGUUGCACCUCUAAUGCUUGGUGUGCAUCUGAGACUUUGAGGCUUGGUAUCUAUUAUCAUUGGCCAGUAGCCAACUAUAGCUGCUCACAGAGCAGUGGAAGAGUGCAAUACAACUGCUGGGUUUAUGUUUGUUAUUACUGUGUUAAGACACUUUUGUUGUGAUUCUAUAAGGAUUUCUCAUCAGGCCUCAUGAUUGGUUAAUAUACCAUCAAAGAUUAUAUGACAUGUGAAGGAUACAAUUUAUUCCAUAUCCACUUCCUACCUCUAAGAAGUUUUCAGUUUACUGCAGUGUUUUUUUUUUAAAACUCUGAGCAUCCUUUUUGACCUAGACUCAAUAUCAGGAGGUUUGAUUUGACUUUGCUAAAAGAAGUGUUUAAGCAAAGCCACAAAGAAGAGUUUUCAUUGUUAUUAUGUUUUCAUUUCAAACAAGAUUUAAAAUAAAAAGAGAUAACUUCUGGAACGUUUGUGUUGCUGUUCCCUGCAGUCAUGUGCUCAUGUGUGGUGGUAUGUUACAAACUUUAAACAGCUGUGAUUGCUGUCUGCUGAUACUGAUGUCAAUGUGCCUGUGUCUCUCUGAUGCAGUGGGGUGUACAUGUCAUUCACCAUCACAGAUCAGUUCAAAUGUUUUAUUGUUGCCCAUACCUUCUCUGUAUCCCUGAAGCUUUAUGACAUUUUUUGUACGACUGGAAUACUUUGGGGGGAAAUAUUUGAACAGCCCAGCUUUGUCUGUUUCCUGUAAAAUGUUAACCCACCACUUAUUGGCGAAAGACCGGUUGAGAUUACUGAUACACUCGAUUCAUGGAAUAACUGCACAAUGUGAUAUUGAUGGACUUGUAUCCCAUUGGUCCUAAUGUAAGGUGAAUACAUUUUUUAGAAAUCCAAUGUUAUUUACCUGUAAUUCUGAACUUAAACUUUCCAGAGCAGCAGUUGAGCUCAGUGUCUGUGCCUGUCAAACAUUUCAGAUUGGGGUAUGUUGUGUUUGUUGCUCAGACUAUUGUGUCAGAAAUACUAUUUUUGAUUUCAUGCAUGAGCUGUGACGUGGUGCUUAAAAACAUUCAGCUGGUGUUUAAUUUGUUAAAGCUGUUUCCUCCAGUGAAUUUGAGUGCAGUUGUCUGCUUUCCCCUUCAAUUUCACCAGCAGCCAUCACAUGAGGUGAGCCAGUGUUACCUAUUCAGCUGAGGCUGUGGAUGUUUUCCUGUACAAAUGGUUUCUGUGUUGAAUAAAAAUGUUUUGUGUUGUGGAUGCAAUGGAUUUUA
Molecule: messenger RNA, 5674 nt
Organism: Labrus mixtus (cuckoo wrasse)
Lineage: Eukaryota; Metazoa; Chordata; Actinopteri; Labriformes; Labridae
Gene: arfgap1
Product: ADP-ribosylation factor GTPase activating protein 1
Exons: 14
Coding region: 841-2118 (425 amino acids)
Biological process (GO): regulation of endocytosis; regulation of ARF protein signal transduction
Cellular component (GO): Golgi membrane
Molecular function (GO): GTPase activator activity
Source: RefSeq, a predicted model, not a curated record